This is a messenger RNA of Sphenostylis stenocarpa, 1461 nucleotides long. Lineage: Eukaryota; Viridiplantae; Streptophyta; Magnoliopsida; Fabales; Fabaceae. The record is from the annotation of a GenBank genome assembly.
AUGGCUUCUGAUUCCCCUUUCCCUGUCACCGCUCGAAACAUCAAUCCCAAGGUUUUGAAAUGUGAGUACGCUGUUAGAGGAGAGGUUGUCACACUUGCUCAGAAUUUGCAGAAGGAUUUAAAGGCCAAUCCCGGUUCUCAUCCAUUUGAUGAGAUACUUUACUGCAACAUUGGAAAUCCUCAGUCUCUUGGCCAGCCUCCAAUAACCUUUUUCCGAGAGGUUCUUGCAUUAUGCGAUCAUCCAGCUAUAUUGGACAAAAGUGAAACACAUGGUUUGUUCAGUGCUGAUGCAAUAGAACGAGCUUGGCAGAUUGUGGAACAGAUUCCUGGUAGGGCAACUGGUGCCUAUAGCCACAGUCAGGGUAUCAAGGGUUUGCGUGAUACAAUAGCUGCUGGGAUUCAAGAGCGUGAUGGUUUUCCUGCCAAUCCGGAUGACAUUUUCAUGACAGAUGGUGCAAGCCCUGCAGUCCAUAAUAUGAUGCAAUUACUCAUUAGAUCAGAAAAUGAUGGUAUUCUGUGUCCCAUUCCACAGUACCCUCUGUACUCGGCCUCAAUUGACCUCCAUGGUGGUUUCCUGGUACCUUAUUAUCUGGAUGAAGCAACAGGUUGGGGGUUGGAAAUACCUGAACUCAAGAAGCAAUUGGAGGCUGCCAAGUCUAAGGGAAUCAAUGUUAGGGCUUUAGUUGUUAUAAAUCCAGGCAAUCCAACGGGGCAGGUUCUUUCUGAGGAGAAUCAGCGGGAUAUAGUAGAAUUUUGCAAGAGAGAAGGUUUGGUUCUUUUAGCUGACGAGGUAUAUCAAGAAAAUGUUUAUGUUCCUGACAAGAAGUUUCACUCAUUCAAGAAGGUAUCUCGGUCCAUGGGAUAUGGUGAGAAUGACAUCACCUUAGUAUCAUUUCAAUCAGUCUCUAAAGGUUACCAUGGGGAGUGUGGGAAACGAGGAGGGUACAUGGAGGUGACUGGCUUUUCUGCAGAAGUGAGGGAACAAAUAUAUAAAGUGGCAUCUGUCAACCUUUGCUCUAAUAUCUCUGGUCAAAUUCUUGCAAGCUUGGUCAUGAGUCCACCUAAGGUUGGAGACGAGUCCUAUGAAUCAUUCAUGGCUGAGAAGGAAAAUAUUUUGUCAUCGCUUGCAAGGCGUGCAAAGACACUAGAAGAUGCAAUCAACAAAUUAGAGGGUGUAACAUGCAACAAAGCAGAAGGGGCAAUGUAUCUGUUCCCCCAAAUUCGCCUGUCCCAAAAGGCUAUCAAAGCUGCAGGGGAUGAAAAUACUGCACCUGAUAACUUCUAUUGCAAGCGCUUGCUUAAUGCCACAGGAGUAGUAGUUGUUCCUGGUUCUGGUUUUGGACAGGUUCCUGGCACAUGGCAUUUCAGGUGCACCAUUUUGCCUCCAGAAGAAAAGAUUCCAGCCAUUGUCUCCCGUUUGACAGAGUUCCAUGAAAACUUCAUGAAUGAGUUCCGUGACUAA